UUUCUCUCUUUAGUGGUGAUUUUAGUGCAAACCUCAAUGCAGUCACAACAAGCUGACCUGGGUCAUACGAGAGUGCUAUCACAGUGUACAGGACUAGUCUAGUGUCACUGUUUACGUAAAAUGAAGGAGCGAAGAGUCAGCCAGCCGUUGGUAAUACGUUGUAAAUUGGUUUUAGUAGGAGAUGUGCAGUGCGGGAAAACAGCAAUGUUGCAAGUCUUGGCCAAAGACUGUUAUCCUGAGACGUACGUCCCAACAGUAUUUGAGAACUACACCGCUGGACUGGACCUAGACGAGCAGCGCGUGGAGCUCAGUUUAUGGGACACGUCAGGUUCACCAUAUUAUGAUAAUGUCAGGCCUCUGUGCUACAGCGACGCAGAUGCUGUUUUGCUCUGCUUUGAUAUAAGCCAACCUGACACCGUUGAAAGCGCCCUGAAAAAGUGGAAGGCAGAAAUCGUGGAUUUCUGUCCCAGUAUGCGAAUAAUACUGGUUGGUUGUAAGACAGACCUUCGCACAGAUGUUUGCACUCUGAUGGAGCUGUCCAAUCAGAGACUUACACCCAUCUCCCAUGAGCAGGGCACCUUGUUGGCAAAGCAGGUUGGAGCGGAGGUGUACCUGGAAUGCUCUGCAUUCACAUCUGAGAAGAGCAUCCACAGCGUGUUUCGAUCAGCGGCACUCACAUGCCUCAACAAACUGCAGGCACCCUUAAAGCAAAGCCCCACACGUCGACUCUCCAAACGCCGCCUCCACCUGCCCAGCAAGGCAGAGCUCCUUACCUCCUCCUUCAGCAAGGAGAGAACCAAGAGCUGCUCCAUUAUGUGAGCCCACACCUGCCGCUCUAGCUCCAAAAAACAAAUUGUUCGCUCUUCGAGAGGAUUGGCCAGGGGGUUUGAGAGGAGGGGAGGUCAUGACCUUUCAUGACCCCUCUCUCUCUCUACAAUCAUGUUCUUAUUCUUCCACCCUGACACCCCACCCACAAACAUGCUCAUUCCUGUGUCAAAGAGCAGAGGACGUUGCUAAAUGUUAUAAAUCCUUAUGCUAAAGUAUUGAUUUAUUUCCCUUUACCAGCAAAUUGCUUUACAUGAACUGCAUUAUUGCAGUAUUAAUGAUCAAUCAGACAAAGAGGGGUUAUUGUAAAUGCAUUACAUAUUGGACACUGUAAAAAUACAUUUGGCAUUUGUUUCAUUUGUUAGUGUGCGUACAUUUAUGGGAAUGGGGCUUGAGCUGUGAACGUAAUCAACUAUUCAAAGGAAGCUGAUGUACUUUAGUGGAUGUAGAUGUGAGAGUAACUGGUUGGGCAUGUCAGACAAGGACACUGAAAAAUAAAAGGACAAUUGAGUACGGUUUGGCGUUAGUCACUGUUUCAAUACAGGAUUAUGCUUUGGUUGUACAUGUGAAAGUCAAAAGCUCUGUGAGUGAAUGAUCUUGAAGACAUGAAAGCACGAGGGAAGAGCUAAACAAGACUUUAUUUCCUCCUGAAAAGGAGGACAGUGUUAUAAAUUUGCAGCUAGAUGGAGCAUCCAAUCACACUUGUUAAAUCCAAAUGUAUUGGAGAUGCUGACACGCACUCUUUCACUUUCUAUCUCAUGUCUAAUGUAGUCCUUCAUGCAUUCUCUACCACUAGAGAAUGGGUCAUAAAUCUCUGCCAGUGAGCUAAAGCCCAGCACUGCCCUUUAGAGACAGAAUUGCCCAGGCCAUUUCUCAGUAUAGAGCAGAGCUCAUGCAGAAGUUAUUGCCUCAUAGACCCCUUCCAGAUGUUGAUUUUAUUUUUUUGAAAAUAAGAUCUUUCUCUGAUGUAAUUUUGAAGAUGGACUGAGAAGGCCAGAGGCAGGGAUGAUGUGGGAUUACUAGGGGACAAAAAAACAUUGCAGACAGUCCACCAAAACUGAUCAAUGUUACAUAAGCGAGAGGACAAUUUGAAUGUGUCUGUUGAUUUUUUUCUUUUUUUUUACUGGUCUUUCCCCUUAAAGUAAUCUUAGCAUUUUUUCCAACCCCUUAUUCUCAAAAACAGACAUGUAAAUUACUCCUGCCAGGUUGUACUAUGUUGGUUUUUAUCUGGGCUGGACAUUGAAGUGCAUUACAUUUUCUCAUAUUCUGGUGCAUUUAGUCUCACUGUCAGAGAGCACUCUCCUCUCAUCCUAAACCUCAUUCUGGUAAUCUCUGUUUCAAAUCCCACCACCCUGGUUGUGUAAUGCUUAAUCAUAAAACAACUAAAUCCUCACUUGGGGCUUAUAAAUGGCCAUGUACCGAGAACUCAGAGGGGCAUUACAAGAAAUCUUUCAAAUGACCACAGAUUUCUUGUUCUACUCAAGAAGUUCAUAAUAUUUAGUAUGAUCAAAGAGAAUGUUAGGGGAAUAACUUACUACGUAAAGUAGGGUGAAUUCAGGUAAAAUGGGACACUUUCUGAACAUUUCUCAACAGCGUUGUUUUAAAAUAUGCCAAAUGGCUUAGCCCUGUCACACAAUACCAUUUUAAAUAGCUAAAGAUUUCCAUUAUACUAUAUGGAGGAAAACAGAACAAAUAUCAAACACUAAAACGGUGUCUCGCUUUACUUGAAUUCAUUCUAUCACAUUUCCAAAAUGUUUUAGUUUUUCCCAUUUUUUUUACUUAACUGAAUUCUUUGGGGGUUUGUCAUUAUUGUCAUUGAACACUGUCUGAAAGCAUCUCAAAGUGCAAGGGAAGGCCAUAUAAUUUACAUAACUGCAUCAGUGUUUUGAGGGUUUAAAUGCGUUGGGAGGACAUCUAGCAUGAAAUCUGGUCUUAAAUUACUUCAAAAUUUAAAUCUACUGGUAAACUUCAUUCACUGGUCCAGAAAGUUGAAGUUAUGGAAAUCUGUCAAUUGUAGCAUCUGAUAUUGUGAAAAAUGCAGAUUCAGUCAAUCUAAAUUUGCCAAAUUACCAUCUUGAGAAUGAGAGUGAGAAUACUGUAUAUAUGAACUAGUGUUGCCAUAAUUGCACCUCCAAACUACAUCAUUUAUAUAUCAUUUACUCUAGAUCAUUUAAAAGUUUAAUACAUAGACCUGCAUCACACCAUGAACAUGCAUUAAUCCCUUAAUUUUACACUGUUGCCUAGCAACAGACAAGUCAAUUAAGGUGGACUGUACAUCUGAAAAUCACUCAAGAGAAAUUGACAGACAGAAAAAGAGAGAAACAGGGGGUAAAAAAGUGAAAAUAAGGACAAGUUCUCUCACUGUAGCUUUACAAAUGGAUUCCCAGAUAGGGUCAUCAUGGCUAUAGUUAGUUUAUAGUUCAAUAUAUGACUCAUCUUACAGGCCAUCAUCUUGAUAUGAAUUUGUUACUGUUGUCUUGUUUAGUAGCACUCUUUUAUUUUUUAUGUGGCGGACCUCCACAAUCUUCCUUUUGUUACUUAAGUCUGGAUGUAAAUACUGUAUGUUGUGCAUAAUAAUUUUUGUACAGCCCUUUAAAUUAUGUCUGUGAAGCAUACAAUUUAAAAACAGACAUUGUGAUUGUGUGUGCGCAAUGUAAUGUGUAACUUGUUAAUGAAAGUUAGUUAUUGCUGGUUUUGUUUCUGUGGUCUUUAUUCCUUUAUUUUAGAUGAUGCAUUUUAUAUUGAAUAUUGUUCAUUUAUUUUUUCCCUUGUCUCUGAUCCCAUGUGUCACUCUUAAAUUAAUUAAAACCUUGAUUUGGUC
Molecule: messenger RNA, 3646 nt
Organism: Myxocyprinus asiaticus (Chinese sucker)
Lineage: Eukaryota; Metazoa; Chordata; Actinopteri; Cypriniformes; Catostomidae
Product: rho-related GTP-binding protein Rho6-like
Exons: 5
Coding region: 121-819 (232 amino acids)
Biological process (GO): small GTPase-mediated signal transduction
Molecular function (GO): GTP binding; GTPase activity
Source: RefSeq, a predicted model, not a curated record